Molecule: messenger RNA, 5772 nt
Organism: Rhincodon typus (whale shark)
Lineage: Eukaryota; Metazoa; Chordata; Chondrichthyes; Orectolobiformes; Rhincodontidae
Gene: ppme1
Product: protein phosphatase methylesterase 1
Exons: 14
Coding region: 354-1523 (389 amino acids)
Biological process (GO): protein demethylation
Molecular function (GO): protein methylesterase activity
Source: RefSeq, a predicted model, not a curated record
GCUGGUUAGCCAUUACGUAAUGUGAUGAAUGGCAUCAUGGGAAUUGUAGUCCUCUCGCUCUGCGGUACAGUGUCUAGUUUGUGACAACGGGCACUGGGAGGACUACAAGUCCCAGCAGCGAGGCAACUGUGCAACAACCGCCUCUCUUAUCGGAGGAGUAGGCCAUCUUCAGGAAUAUUGACAGGACUUUAAAAAUUUAUAUUAAUUCCAGUGUUCACUAUUGGCGAGGAUACUUUGGUGUUUAUGUGGCGCCCAUAAGUGCAAGACCGGAGCAGCCGCUUUUGAAGAGCUGCGGCAUUAACCUGAGAAGAUUAUUAAUUUCAUUCUUUUAAAACAAUUUAUGUCUAUGAAGCAUGUCUUCUUUAGAGAAAGAAUUGUUCUUGAGCAGAUUGCCUUCGCGACCACCGAUGCCGUCAGGUCCCCAGCCUGGAGCUAAAAUGAGAAUGGGCCCUGGAAGAAAGCGGGAUUUUUCCCCUGUGGCCUGGAAUCAUUACUUUGAAACGAUGGAAGAUGUCCUAAUUACAAAUGGAACAAGCAAAGACUCUUUUCGAAUCUACAAAAGUGGAUCUGAUGGGCCUGUUCUUUUGUUAUUGCAUGGUGGAGGCCAUUCAGCACUCUCCUGGGCUGUAUUCACUUCCAUGAUUAUCAGUCGAGUUCACUGUAGGGUUGUGGCAGUAGAUCUACGAAGCCAUGGUGAUACAAAAGCCAGAAACGCUGAUGAUCUUUCAGCAGAAACUAUGUCAAGAGACAUUGGUAUUAUAGUGGAAACGCUCUAUGGUGAAAAUUCUCCCCCCGUUGUUUUGAUUGGCCAUAGUAUGGGUGGAGCGAUAGCCGUUCAUGUUGCAGCAAAGAAUCUGGUGCCAUCUCUUGUGGGUCUGUGUGUGAUUGAUGUAGUGGAAGGCACGGCAAUGGACGCUUUAAACAGCAUGCAAACGUUUUUACGGAGUCGGCCUAAAGUGUUCAACUCUAUUGAAAGUGCCAUAGAAUGGAGUGUGAAAAGUGGUCAGAUACGAAAUCUGGAAUCGGCAAAAGUCUCCAUGGUUGGGCAAGUAAAACUUUGUGAGGAUGAUAUCAACAUUGCAGGGAGCUCCCAUUCUGUUGUGGACACUGCUAUUCAUGAAGAGGAAGAGGAUGAGGCAGAGGAGGAAGAAGGGACAGUGAAGAAGGAGAAGGAACCUGAAUCAAGUAAAAAAUUGAAAGAAAGUAAAACUGAGUACACAUGGCGUGUUGAGCUGUCCAAAACUGAGAAGUACUGGGAGGGGUGGUUUAAAGGGCUAUCCAACCUCUUUCUCGGCUGCCCAAUCCCCAAACUACUAUUACUAGCAGGUGUUGACAGAUUAGAUCGAGAUCUUACAAUUGGUCAAAUGCAAGGAAAAUUUCAGAUGCAAGUUCUUCCACAAUGUGGCCAUGCUGUACAUGAAGACGCCCCAGACAAAGUGGCAGAAGCUGUUGCAACAUUCAUGAUUCGUAAUAGGUUUACAGAAGCAAAGGGUGAAAUCCAUAGCAGUUACCCCAAUUUUUAGUAGAUCCAACAGCCUUCAAACUCAACUUGGAUUGUAUAUGCAUCAAGACCACUGAGAUUUAUCCAUGUAUCAUCAUCUGCCUAAUCUGAAUGAUACAGUGAAGCUGGAAUGUCAGAACUCCAUUUGUGCUGUUAAAUCUAUAUUGAUUCAUUGAAACUCCAAUUGUGGGUACUACAGAAUGACUGACUGAAAAGUGCAACCUGUUUCUGAUUCAAACAUUAAAACAAUUAAAGGGGAUUGCAUACUCAAAGUGUAUUUUUUUUCUUGCACAUGUUCUACUAUAGAACGCAGAAAUGUGUUCAGCAAUUGCUUAGGAGUUGAAAUGUGCUCUGGAACUCCGUGUUUGUAAUACUAAUAAUAUCUAUGGUUAAACUUGGGUCUGUUUUAGAACUGGGUUAGGAGUUCUUUUAUUUAAAAAAGGAGGUAAAAAGAAACAAGAGGAAAAGAGCACAAGUAUGCAGGACAACCCAAAAAAAAGUCAAAUUGCUGGAUUUGUCAUCUUCAAAAUACAGACACUCCUAACUUUAGACAUGUACUGACAGUUAACCUAAUUUAAACUGACUUCAAAGUGCGCUUCUGGAAUCAAAGUUUAUUGGCCUUAACUAUUGACAUAGAAAUGAUUUUGCACUUUUUUUUGUGACGAUAAAAUGUUUUUAUUUUAAAUGGUCUGUAAUCCAAAUUCUUUAUACAAUAAAGAUCAGUGUUUUGGACCAUGUUACACUAGACUAUUGUUCUAAAUCAUUAGCUGAUGAAAGAUAUGAGUAGCAAGAGAAAUUAUAUUGCAGUCUGCUGCUAGCUAUGAUGCAGACUUAACCAGGAAAGAUCUCUGAAUGCGUGGUUAUUCUGUGAAUGAGAAACUACUGCAACCAAUUUCACAUUAGACAUAUAGAAUUGAGGUUUUUUUUGCCUAGUAGAUCCAGUAGACCUACCUGAGCAUUGUUUAAAUCCAGGUUCUACUAAAGUCAACAUAUCUUUCACCUAAUCUGAAGUUUAAGUGGUGUGACAAAGCCUGCUGGUGGUCUGAAACUGUUUAGUUUUCAUGCAUAACAUUACUUAAAUAUGAAAAUGGCAGGAAAACUGCAAAAGGCAAAAUAUUGUGCUUGCUGUAAAUUCGAAAUCCAAAAAGCAAAUGAUGGUAAUACUCAGGUCAGGGAGAGAUUACAUUUCAGGUCUGUGGUCUUUUAUGGAACUUUGUAUGAAUGCAAUCUCCUAAUAUUUUGUUCUUCACUGUGAGCACUUACUGUUGCAUAUAAUGGCAAUCAGUUUUUUAAAAAUUGGAAAAGAAAUUAAAUGUAUUGAGAGACUACUAAAACUGUCUGGGCUCCUUGUAUAUUUGAAAAAUUAUGACAUGCAAUAUCUUUAUACAAUGGUUGGAGAAAGGAGCAUGAGGCAGAACGAGGAGUCGAGAAAUGAUUUUAAGCAGUGACUUUCUGCGUCCAAAUUCUCGCUUCUACCAAGCCUCCCCCAAUCUUGAUGAACCCCUUUCCUUGAAGUAUGCCUGCUACUGCAGUCUGUGACUUUGCGAGUGUCCGGAGCAUUUCCCUGAACAUAUAUCGAACUCCUUGAAUGUGUUGAUCACAAUCCUAGUGCCUAUUUUGAGACUCUGCAAGUUGCCAGAAACUUGGUGGCACAUCGACUUUGCAUGCUUGGUUUUCAAGGUAAACUACAGCCUGACCAGCAAUCUUUGUAUCAUUCUGAUAGUUCUUUAUUAGGGGUGACUGCUAACCUUCAGUCUCUUUUCCUGUAACCUUCAUUUUUGAGUCACGUUUUCCCUUAAUUGUCCAAGAAUGUGGUGAGAGUAGAAACUGCUUUUUGCCUAGUCUUCAGAUUGUAAUAUUUGCAGUUGGGAGAAGACAUUUGACCAACCUUUCGUACAUUCAGCCAGAAGCUUUGUACAGAAACUAAUUCAUUCUCAGAGACAUCCUAUAGGAGCAGUUUCUCAAAAAAUUCCAGAAUUUUCACCGCUACUAUUGUCAUGGAAGUUUAUUCAAUGUAUUUUAUUCAGACAAAAGAUACUUGACCUGGAACAGUAACUCUUCUGCUCUCAUUUUCCCCACAGAGGCUCCCUGCUCUGCUUAGCAUUUUCUAUUUUUAACUUAUUUAUUCUGAGAGAUGUGAAACUUCCUGCCAUCAGUCUGUUCUUAGAUUAGAAACACAAACACUGAGAAUACUGGAGAAAUUCAGUAGGUCUGGCAGCAUCUGAGGAGAGGGAAAACAGAAUGAAUGUUUUGAGUCCAGUAUGACUCCUCUUCAGUGUUUUAGUCUUAGUCCUAGUUUAGCUCUUUAGAAUCAUAAACAAAGAAACAUAGGAAAUAGAAGUAGGCCUGGGGCGUUCAGCUCUUUGAGCCUGCUGUGCCAUUCAAUAUGAUCACGGCUGAUCAUCCAAUUCAUUACUCUUUACUGGCAUAAGCUGAACCCUUUUUUGUAUUCAUUGAGUUUACUUUGAACUAAUUUUACUUUGUCCAAUCUGUUAUCUACCUCAUAGAAGUUAUGCUUUCAGUAUUGUCAGUGAAGGAAAAUAUACCCCGGUGUGUUUCAGCCACAUGAUAGAUCAAAAUAAUGUUUUGUUGGAAAAAAACCCAUUUUAGAAUGGCAAAUUUGACAACCAAUAAACAGGCUGGUUCCUGAGGAAGUGGUUAAUUAGAAAUUAUUAAAAUCAGCUUUACUUUUUUCUAAACUUUUGAGAAUUCAGUGUGAUGGGGCAUUCUCCAGACAAAAUGAAAAUACUGUAGAUGCUGGAAAUCUAAAUGUACAACUGAAAAUGCUGGAUAUACUUAAACGGUCAGGCCACAUCUCUGGAGAGAGACACCAUACUGAUUAAAAGAUCAACAUACUGAAAUAUUAAUUCUUUUUCUUCCACCACAGAUGCUGUUUGACCUGCUAUUUCCAGGUCUAUCUCUAAUUUAGGCAGAGUAUGUUUUGAUUUGACUUACUGAAAGAAAUUGCCCUAGAACACAUUUUUAUUGCUUAAUUUUUAUAUUUUGAAGCACUGUUAUUGAUCCUCGUAAUGUUUGGUCUGUAAUUAGAUUUUUAUUGUAACAUUAUGAAUCCAGUGGCAGAUUUUGGGCUUGGUACUUAAAACAGUUUGUAAUUUCCAUGAUGUAAAAAUUGCACAAACACUUUGAUCAUGGAAAGGCUAGAUAAAAUCUGUGAAUUAGCAUCAUUUUGAGAGAGGUCAAAGAUGAUUCCAAACAAGUUGAAGUGAGCUGAGCUAUACUUAAAUCUGGGACACGUUGAGACUGCUUCUGUUGAUUUAGAUGAUGUCCAGUGCAUGGCAUUCCUCACUCCUGUUCCCGGUGUUGGGGGACAUAGUUCAAGUCCAAUUAAUUAAUUAUGUAGGGGAUCUCAAAAUUGACUGCAGUCAGCAGGCUAUUUUUGAUUACAACCUGAAACCAGUCUUGAGAGCUGUUUCUGCCUCCUUGCCAGCUAGUGACCAUGGUUGGACCAGCAUUGAAGAUUUUUUUUUCACCACUCACGUGACAAAUCCAUACAUUAACGUGCAUAGAAUUCACUGUGGUAGAUUUAGCUGGAUGCUUAACAUGUCUGAAUCUGCAACUGUUUGUAACUAAAUUUGGACAUUUGAAGCCACUAUCACCUGGAGCAACAUGUAGCCUUUAUAUGAAACUGCUUUAGAUUGGGAUUCGCCAAAAAGAAAGUAAACAAUGAUACUGAAGUUUUGAAAUAGAGCUGAAUAAUUUAAUUCAAUAAUGUCUCAGUGAAAAUUUCAAAGUUUUAGCCUUGAAGCACUUGAUUUGCAGGUAUCUGAUUAUUUUUCUGUUGGUAUUUUCUGUGAAGUGUGACUGAAAUAGAAAAACUUGAAUGCAAAUAAUCGCUUCAAUUUACUUCUACUUAAUGGUUUAAAACAAGCACAGAGUGUUAAAGCUCUAAGUUCACCACAGGAUUCAAAGUUAUUAAGUGUCAAAACUGUACACUGGAACAAAUGCUAAAGCAUUACAGACUGAAUAAUGCACGAUACUGAUUUAAUUUCUAAUUGAACCAAUCUGGCUUCAGUUUUUGCUUGAGAAUCCUCCUUGUUCCUUGCCAUAAAAUUACGUUUUCAUGAGUUUGAAAGACUUCAGAAGCUAAAAUAUUUUGUUUUUUAAGGAGGAAAUGUAUGGUGUCAAACAUUCUGGGUAAAAAACUUGAAUUGUGCAUCAGUACUCAAUUACAAUACAACAGCAUGUUCAAUAACUGUGCCAUUGAUUUGUAGUAAAUAGCAAAAUAAAAAAACUUGUGGAUUGUCUCUCAA